AAACACCAUUACAUAGACCCAGACUGAUAAGCAAUUGGAGUCACCCGUCGCAGCGGGAUAUGGAGAUCUUCCCCGGACUCCACCUUUAAGCAGACAAGAGAUAAGGAGGCAGAUACGCCACAGUACUUAGGAGUGAUAUUACAUACACGUGAAGGAAAAGAGGUCGUAAUGAUGUUAUUCUUGGUUAAUCGCCCAUUCUAUUUCCGUUACCCCUGUAGUAUUCGAAUUCCGGAUUUGCUAUCUUAACUAUAUGCUUGGAGAUACGAGUUUCCGAAUGGGAAGCAAGCCAUAGACAUCGCCUGCAUCGCAUGCAUGUCGCCAUCCUUAUCUACAUACAUUAUCUCGGUUGAGAUCAACAUGGCGUUGUCUACCCCCGUAGGAUUCGCAAAUGCAUAUAAGCAACACUAUGCCCUUGUACCUGGUAGACGAUGUCUUACCGAGUUCUCAAGCACGUUCGUCAAAGUCUAUAGUAUAUUGCAAAUAAUGGCGCAAAACGUAGAGAUAUCCACCAGCUCGGAGAAAGACCAGGAGAAAACCCCGGAGAAGAUGAACUAUGCGGAGAUAAGCGAGGAGGUCAGCGUAGCGGGUGGUGAGCUUCAAAACGAUUCAGUCCCUAAAUACGCCGACGAGCAGUAUAAGAAGCUGAAAAGGAAAGCCGAUAGAUAUCUUUUACCGUUAAUGUGGCUUUGCUAUGGCAUCCAGCAGACGGACAAAACAUCGAUCGGCACACAAGCGACCUUUGGUCUUGCAAAGGAUACUGGGCUUGUUGGACAGCAGUACUCGUGGCUCACGACGAUAUUUUAUAUCACGUAUAUGUGCUUCGAGUUCCCAUCUAACAUCAUCCUACAGCGGUAUCUGAUGGGUCGAACAUUAUCGUGCUAUAUGAUAUGCUGGGGCGUCGUAGUUUUAUGCGUUGGGUUUGCGCAGGACUUCACGCAGUUGGUCACAUUGCGUGCGCUGCAGGGCUUGUUCGAGUGCUGCAUCUCACCUGGCUUUAUCCUGGUCGUCGGGAGCUGGUACACGACACGAGAGCACUCCUCGCGAUCUCUUGUCUUCCAAAGUGCUAAUGCCGGCUUUGGUAUCAUUGCCAAUUUAAUCCUUUAUGGAAUCGGGUCGCUGCAGUAUUCACGAGGUCCCGAGUUUCAAGCUUGGCGUUACAUGUCUUAUUUCCUCGGUGGCAUGACAAUUCUCACUGGCUUCUUAUGUCUUUUCCUGCUUGGAACGCCGUCAGAAGUCCGCUGGCUUAGCUUGGAAGAGAGGAAGAUAGCCAACGCCCGCAUCAUGACGAACAAUACCGGCCACGACCGAACUGGCAUCAAGAAAUGGAAGUGGAAACAAGCGCGUGAAUGCCUCGUCGAUCCUUGCUUCUGGUUGGCUGGAGUCAACGCGUUUUUGAGUUCUGUGCCUAACGGUGGAAUAACCGCCUUCGGUUCCAUUAUUAACACCAACGCUGGAUUCACCAACCUACAGGUCAUUCUUCUCGAUAUACCUCGAAAUCUCACGUCCGUAAUAUGGUUCGUUAUUAUCGGGGUUGUGACAAGUAGGAAGAAGAACCUACGCAUGUACUUCAUGAUUUUCUCCGUUAUCCCGCCGGUAGCAGGCUUCAUUAUAAUGGCGACGUUGCCGAACGAACCUCACUACAAGUGGAUCAAGUGGGCAGGCUAUUUUAUCACCGUCACGAGCGUUGUCGCGCUGUUCCUCGCUUGGACAUUAAUCCCCUCAAACGUCGCUGGACGCACCAAGCGCACGUUGACAUCAUCGUUCACUUUUGUCGGGUACUGCGUGGGUAACAUGGUCGGAUCGCAAAUCUUCCUAGCCAAAGACGCCCCACGAUAUAUCCCCGGUACGGUCGGCUGUGCGGUAUGCUUUGGCCUAGAAUUCAUCGUCCUCAUAGCAUGGAGGAUUGUGCUAGUUAUGCGGAACAGGCGACGCGAAACGUGGUUGCGAGAGCACGGUAUCAUGGAGGAGGAGAGGAUAAAGAGAGGUCAGCAGCUCGGAGAGCAGGACUAUACAGACUUCGAGAAUCCUUAUUUCCGUUAUACAAUGUAACCCGGGUUUAGGAUACCAGGACAGCCCCAGGUUGGACUUAGAAGACGCUGAAGACUUAAGUCGUCCGUGCACAGGCCGGCUUACAUUGUCGUCACCUUAAACCGGCCAAUUAUAUGCGCGAGUUUCAGGAACCGUAACCCUCAUACGACCUCCCAAAGAAGGCUGAUUAGGUGCCGUGAGUAAUCAACGCCGAAUCAAGCAUAAUAAAUGAUAUGAUCCAAAAGUUCAUUACGCGUGUCAAGUGCACGACGGAACCAUAGCAUAUGUCACUUCAAGGCCAGUCCACGUUAGAUGGCGCAUCAAGGCAUUUGUCAAUAGAAACAAGAAAUAUCGACAGAAUUGUAAAUGCGUCCAACAAGUUGAACCA
This is a messenger RNA of Daldinia caldariorum, 2416 nucleotides long. Its product is annotated as MFS general substrate transporter. Gene Ontology annotation, molecular function: transmembrane transporter activity. Gene Ontology annotation, cellular component: membrane. Bases 313 to 2049 code for a protein of 578 amino acids. NCBI's taxonomy places the organism in Eukaryota, Fungi, Ascomycota, Sordariomycetes, Xylariales, Hypoxylaceae. Gene Ontology annotation, biological process: transmembrane transport. The transcript is spliced from 11 exons. The record is from RefSeq and is a predicted model, not a curated record.